Panicum hallii is the source of this 810-nucleotide messenger RNA. Its product is annotated as vacuolar protein sorting-associated protein 2 homolog 2. Bases 1 to 696 code for a protein of 231 amino acids. The record is from RefSeq and is a predicted model, not a curated record. Gene Ontology annotation, cellular component: ESCRT III complex; multivesicular body. Lineage: Eukaryota; Viridiplantae; Streptophyta; Magnoliopsida; Poales; Poaceae. Gene Ontology annotation, biological process: endosome transport via multivesicular body sorting pathway; late endosome to vacuole transport; protein transport. The transcript is spliced from 11 exons.
AUGAACAUCUUCAAGAAGAAGGUCGACCCCAAAGAGGCUCUCAGGACCAGCAAACGUGAAAUGGCGGUCGCCACGCGGGGUGUUGAGCGAGAGAUUGGCUCCCUGCAAAUGGAGGAGAAGAAGCUGGUUGCGGAGAUAAAGAAGACUGCCAAAACCGGAAAUGAGGCGGCAACCAAAAUAUUAGCUCGGCAACUUGUCAGACUAAGGCAACAAAUCCUCAAUUUGCAAGGCACACGGGCACAGAUUCGUGGAGUAGCUACUCACACACAGGCGAUGUAUGCGGGCACUUCAAUCUCUGCUGGAAUGAAAGGUGCAAGCAAAGCGAUGGCAGCAAUGAAUAAGCAAAUGGAACCGGCGAAACAGAUAAAGGUCAUGAAAGAGUUCCAGAAGCAAUCAACUCAGUUGGACAUGACGCUUGAAAUGAUGUCCGAUGCCAUUGAUGAAACGCUUGACAAAGAUGAGGCAGAAGAGGAAACAGAAGAGCUUACAAACCAGGUCCUUGACGAGAUUGGUGUCGAUGUGGCUUCUCAGCUUUCCUCUGCUCCUAAAGGUCGCAUUGGAGCAACUAACAAGAAAGUUGACAACAGCCAAGCACGAAAUGCUGCAGCUCCUGCAAGAAACGUAGCGGCUCCACCAGAAUCCUCUGCCGAAGUUGACGAUCUGGAGAGGCGAUUGGCGUCUCUCCGCCGCAUCUGAGCCUGAGCUGCGGAAGGAAGAACUUGUAAUAGCAGCCAUUAAUAUGUAAAGUUGUUAAACGAUGACAUGAUUGCCUGCCAUAUCAAACUGCACUACCUAGUCUCUUCUGUCUUU